CUCCCUUGCAAGACGCACUCUAGUCAGACCCAUCAUCUUUCAAAGUGAACCUGCAUAUCCAUCCAUAGCACUGAGCAUUGUCCGUCGGCGAAGUUCUGCUCCUGGGACACGGUCAUCCGUACUUCUUUUCCCCCAGCCGCUUCGGACAAACUUGGACCCCAAACAUUGCUACGCCGCUUACUCACCUACAGCGUAUUGUCAUGCUCCACGGUUGAUGCUUUCCGCAAGGAUUCCGGUUUAUGGAAAGUGGUCUUAGGCACCUCACCUUAUUUUAUAGGGCUUACUGAUGACUUGGACGGCUCCACGAGCCAGCAUAUGAACGGUUCUGCCGACAGCUAUACCCACGCUAGUUACGUAGCACGGAAGCAUACCUAUUCACCUCAUACGCCGUCAAGUCAUUGAUUGGCCAUAAUCUCCCGGGAAAUAUGAAUUGAUCGCCAAAGGCCGGCAGAGGAACCCAACACCGUUGACCGGAUUACCGUAUCUACCUUGACAAGAGAGUCUAAGGGUGCGCAAGAUGUCGUUGCCGGCUCAGCAAUCACUGCCGGGCCAUCUGCUCCCCGACCGUGAGAUACAUGUGGUCAUCUCAAUUCUGUCUGGUCGUCACAAAGCAAAAGAAUACUAUGAAGAAUCUAUCAAGCCGUUGCUCGACAGCCACAGCAUUGUCUACUUCACACACGAAACCAAGUCUACCAAGACAAUCAUCGAGUUGACCGAGAAACUUUUCAUCGUGAACGCGCGACAAGGCGUCAAGCAAACAAUCAUCUUGCUGUCAGGAGACGGCGGCAUUGUUGAUAUCGUCAACACGUUCACAACUCUGUUGAACCGGCGGAAUGAUGACGUUCGAGCUCCUUCGAUAUUCCUUAAACCCGCCAUUGUUCUGAUACCCAUGGGAACAGCGAAUGCUUUGGCAUGGAGCUCGGGUGUUGCUCAAGACCCUCUCAAGACUAUGAUGGAAGGAAGACCAAAAUCGCUGCCGUCCUUCAAGGUUUGUUUCAGCCGCGGUGCGGAGCUGGUCGUCAACGAAGGUCAAGACCGGGAAGCUAUAGGUGAUGAGGAUGAGGAUGGGCCGAUCAUGUACGGCGCCGUGGUUGCGAGCUGGGGGCUGCACGCAAGUCUGGUGGCAAUGAGCGACACGACGGAAUAUCGCAAGCAUGGCCUCGCGAGGUUCCAAAUGGCUGCAGAGCAGCUAUUGAAAGAGGUUCACCAGUACAGCGGUAAAGUCAAAUGGCGGAAAUCAGACGGCGAGUGGAGAGACCUGCCUGGACCGCAACACUCUUACGUGCUCGCCACUAUGGUAUCCAACCUGGAGGAGCAUUUCCAAAUUUCACCAGCUACGAGACCUCUCGAUGGUAGCCUCCGACUUGUCGCUAUUGGCGCUGAACCGGCUUCAGAAAUCAUGCGAAUACUGCAUCUAGCCUAUCAGUCUGGAAAGCACGUCACCGACCCGAAGGUGACGUACGAAGAUAUCGAGGCCUUGAGGAUUGAGUUCGAUGAACCAGACGAACAGUGGAGGAUGGUUUGCGUGGACGGGAAGAUCGUCGCAGCAACCCAAGGCGGCUGGGUCGAAGUUACACGGAUUCCCGCUACAGGCAUGGACGCGCGAAGAGUCGUCGAACUGGUGUGCUAAGGGCAGGAGGUGCAAGGCAUACGUGCAGAGCGUGCUUGUCUAGCUGGCAUUCGGUCAGGGGGACAGCUCGGAUGUGCUUACAGCUCGAGGGACUGUACGCGACGUGUAGAGUUGUCUAAUAACCCAGACUAGAACACUUCCAGAGCAUUUUCCUGUACGAUAUCCUUUGAGAGCGAUAGAAUAGAACUGCGCCACAGCCACUACUCACCUGUCAAAAAGUGUGUAGAAAGGGGGCGGGGGAGGUCGGAAACACGUGAUAGCAUGUGAAGAAUCAGCUCAUUG
Cladophialophora immunda is the source of this 1912-nucleotide messenger RNA. RefSeq lists its product as uncharacterized. The transcript has a single exon. The record is from RefSeq and is a predicted model, not a curated record. Lineage: Eukaryota; Fungi; Ascomycota; Eurotiomycetes; Chaetothyriales; Herpotrichiellaceae. Gene Ontology annotation, biological process: sphingosine biosynthetic process. The coding region runs from base 518 to 1630 and encodes 370 amino acids. Gene Ontology annotation, cellular component: cytoplasm; membrane; intracellular membrane-bounded organelle.